Messenger RNA from Larimichthys crocea (large yellow croaker), 1077 nucleotides. Its product is annotated as transmembrane emp24 domain-containing protein 11. The coding region runs from base 395 to 1039 and encodes 214 amino acids. Lineage: Eukaryota; Metazoa; Chordata; Actinopteri; Sciaenidae. The record is from RefSeq and is a predicted model, not a curated record. The transcript has 5 exons.
AUUCACCAUAUUCACUAUUUAAUGGCAACAGACACACACUGCACGUGCCACAGAUGUCUAAAAAGGUCAUAGAGCAACUCCUGCUACCAUGUUGGUGUAUUAUGAGUCAAUCACUAUCCUUGGCAGCCUUGCUAUUGGCUCACAGGUUAACCAGUUACAAAACGACCAGAAUGUCUCGUCAUGCAAAGCAGCACCUGUGAGUUUCUCACACUCAAACAGUCCCUCAUAGACUUCCACUUCAAAUACAUGCUAUAGGACGCGAGUGUUUGGCUGUAGCUGAUUAAAAAAUACCUCAAUCUUGAAAAAAGAAAAGCCAACUGGAACUCUAGGCCAAACAUUUGGUCAUCGUCGCGGUCACGUGUAUUGUAACUCAACCGCUCAUCGUUACCUGAAAAUGGGUUUGCGAGGUGUUGGCUUUCUCCUCCAGUGUUACCUGGUGUUGGCGGCGGGCAUGUAUUUUGAUCUCGACGAGCAGGAGGAAAAAUGCAUCAUCGAGGAGAUUCCUGAAGACACGCUGGUCACCGGUCAUUUCUUAUUGGAGCCUUGGGAUUUGAAGGCUCUCACCCACUCCGCUCACCUCGGCGUCACUGCGACAGUCAAAGACCCGAAUCAUGAGGUCCAGAUGUCCAAACGUUACGGUAAAUUCGGUAAAUUCACCUUCACAGCUCACGCCUCUGGCCAGCACUACCUCUGCUUCCAGACCAACUCCACGAGGUUUUCUGUCUUUGCUGGAGAGAGGCUGAAGCUACAUUUGGACGUUCAGAUGGGAGAGCACUCGACUGACCACCACGCUGUGAAGACCAAAGACAACAUGGAGACUCUGGAGAACAGCCUGACCCACCUCAUAGAUCAGAUGAUGUACAUCACCAGGCAGCAGGAGUACCAGAGGGAGAAAGAGGAGGUGUUUCGGCAGAUCAGCGAGAACACCAACGGUAAAGUGCUGUGGUGGGCCGUGGUGCAGACCUCCAUCCUGCUGUCGGUCGGGUUCUGGCAGAUGAAACGACUCAAGGACUUCUUCGUCGCCAAGAAGCUGGUCUGACGAUGAUGAUGACCUCUGACCUGUCAGCUCUGCCCAUA